This is a messenger RNA of Peniophora sp. CBMAI 1063, 1896 nucleotides long. NCBI's taxonomy places the organism in Eukaryota, Fungi, Basidiomycota, Agaricomycetes, Russulales, Peniophoraceae. The record is from the annotation of a GenBank genome assembly.
AUGAACGGCAACUUCAACACAGAAAUGCGCCGGAUAUCUGGCUGUCGCCCUGGCCAGCUCGACAGUACCCAGCCACAGCGCGUCCUGCGCCACCCUCUGUCCGUGCUGUCUUUCGGCUCGUUCGACCCGCAUACCGCUGCGCCACAAACCGACCCUGCGCCAGCAAAUGCGGCGGAGAGACUGAAACAGAGCGGCGCUCGACGCGUCGUACUCGAAACCUUUCCUGACGGGAGCUCAUCGUGGCGCUUUGUUCCCAAUCCGCACUUUCAAGGAGUUCAUGAAGAGGGGACCCAUUGGCCGCGCGUGGUUGACCUAUGCGGCGAAUUUGUUCUCACAUCAUUGGAACAGUGGGACAUCUAUAAACUAGAUCCUGCAUACAGAUGCACGUUAUACCCUGCAUACCCCAAGAUCAUACGAGAGGAACCGCCUCCCGCUCACCCUGCCACGGCCUCUGCCUCAUCACAAGAAUCCAUCGCCAACGCGUCGAAGCGCCCACGCCACUCUUCACCGGCGGAACAAGGACCUACGCCGAAGCGCUCACGUCGGACACCCGAAGUUAUCCAGCUACUGAGCGACUCGGAAGGAGACGAGUCUGAGUCUGAGGUCACGGAGAUGAUCAUCGACUCAAGCUCCCCGGGAAGGAGACUAGUACCUAAAGCGAAGGCGUCCAAAAUCCCGUCACGGCGUACCAAUCGCGACCACCCACGCAAAGCCGAAUUCAAGACGCAACCACAGCCUGCCGCAGCGCCGUUCUCGCGCACAUCCUCCAUGUCUCAAUCUGUACCAUCUACGCCUAGCAUGAGCUCACAAACACUACCUACAUUCGGCAGUCCAAAUAAACGCAAAGGUACCUCGCCAACACAGGACUCGUCGCAAGACUCUUAUAAACCUGCGAAACGUGCUCGUACGCGUUCUCCGGGAGCUGAGCGCGCCGAAAAGACCGCGCAGCAUCAGGAGCGCAUGAAGGCUCGCGAGCGGGAAGAGAAACGUGCACGGCGCUUACGAGCGGAAAAAAGCGAACGAGCUUGGAUGGAAAGCAUCCACGAAGACGCCCACGAGCACUUUGCCGCCCGCGCAAGUUCUGCUGUACCUGCUACGGAGGAUGACGAUGUACGAAGUCAGGCGACCGAAGAAGACACGGAGACCACAGCAAAUGCGGGUGCAUCUACGGCGAGCGCAGAGGACAAGCCUACUGAUCCCGAAGAAGCCGCGCGGCUUGAAGCGCUCAGGGCGUCGCGUCGCAAGCUCGAAGAACUCGAGCGUGAUCGCCCGCUAUGGGAAGCAGCGGCUCGCGAGCGUAAGCGCCGUGAAGAAGAAGAGGAGACAUCUCUACGCGCCAAAGCCGAGCAGCGCAAACGCGAAGCCGAAGAAGCCGAGCGUGCACGCGCGCAACAGGCUACACGAGAGCGUCUGGCGAGGGAACACGCCCAGAGGGCGGAGCGCGAGGCAAAGGAGGCGGCGCGGCGGGACCAGGAGUGGCGUUCGCGUAUGCAGCGCGAGCGAUGGGCACGGGGACCUUGGACCGCCGAACGCGCCCUUGAGCGCUACAGGCAGCUCGCGGACGCGUUUGAUGCACGCAAGUUUGGUGCCGGGCAGGAGUUCUCGUUCGAAGAUGUCCCUUGGCCGACCCUGCGCCAACCUCUGUCUUUCGGCCCAGAAGACAUCGACUGGAGCGAGGUUGAGACGUUCUUCGGUGCCGCUCGUUCACGCAUGCGGUGGGCAGACUACGCUUCGUUUGUCGAGAAGAGUCACAGGCGGUUCCACCCUGACCGUUGGCGCUCGCGCGGCGUGUUGACGUCGGUCGUGGACGAAACGGCGCGCAAUGCCAUGGAGGUCGCCGCGAAUACUGUUGCGCAGGCGUUGACGCCGCUGUGGCGUGAGGCGAAGGGCCGUUGA